CCUCAACAUCCUCAGCAUCCAUCGCCAUGUUCUUUAAAUCUGAGCUCCACCAUGAGGCACUCACAACACUUUCACAGAGCAGAGAUAUGGCGAGCGAGAGAAUCGGAGACGCCCUUGGUAUUAGAGAAGACCUAAUCAAGAAGGCAUGUGAACGCGCCUACAAAUCUCACAAAGACAAAACUUUUCUCACCGAAAAGCAUCGUUCCGGCACUUCUUCUGAACUCAUCUUCAGCUUCGCUCCGUCCUGGUCCGUCUCUGAUUUCUACGCUGAUCAAACUUUCGGCGACACCAAAAUCGAUCUCUCUUUCUUUCCCUCACUCAGAAGCAUCGGUAACGACGAAACUGCUCUGGUCAACAAAGCCUUCUUCACCAGAUUCGAAGCCUUAGCCACCAGUCAAUCCUUCAAAUCAGAGGUGGACAAAGCCACGAAAGACGGGAAGAGAAUAGUGUUCACGGGCCACUCCUCGGGCGCUGCGAUUGCGAUUCUGGUGACACUAUGGAAAUUAGAGCAAGACCGGAAACUAACGAAUACGAAACCCAACCCUCCUGUCUGUGUGACUUUCGGAUCUCCUUUGGUCGGGAACCACAUAUUUUCUCACGCGACCAAACGAGAAAACUGGUCUCGUCAUUUCAUCCACUUUGUCCUGAGAUAUGACAUCGUGCCGCGAAUCUCCCUCGCUCCGUUCUCGUCUGUGGAGCGAACCAUGGACCCAAUUCUCCAGGUCCUGAGCCAGAAGAACAGAUCCUCAUCACCGGAACCGAUCAGGUACUCGGAGUUUUACAACUCCGUGCUGAAGAACGCGGCGAUGGUGACGAGCCAUCGAGCUUGUAGUCUCAUGGGAAGCACCAACUUGCUGCUGGAAACGGUGAAGAACUUUGUGGUUCUGAGUCCGUACAAGCCAUUUGGGACGUUUGUGUUGUGCACAGGAAAUGGAAAACUGAUGGUGGUGAAGAACUCAGAGGCCGUGCUUCAGGUGUUGUUUCACAGUGCUGUGUUGAGUGAGGACGGACAAGGAGAUCAAGUGGCGAGGGAGAAGGUAUUGCAGCAUUUGAAUUAUGAAGAGGAACUUAAAGAGAGCUUCCAGAUGCAGAAUGUGGUUUAUUUGGAUAAGCUUGAGGAGGUUCCUUUGUCUGCAGGUGAUUGUUCUAAUAAUGAUAAUGAUGCUGCAAAUGUUGACAGUGCCCUCAAUGAUCUUGGACUCGGAACAAGAGCGAGACUGUGUCUGAGAGCUGCGGGGGAGCUGGAAAAACAAAAGUACAGAAACGAGGCAAAGAUAGACAAAAAGAAAGCUCAGGCAACAAUGAGGGAGCUAGAAGAUUACAAAGAAGUGAGUAGAAUCCAAGGAGUGGGAUACUACGAUGCGUUCAAGCUUCAAAAAGAUGAGAAAGACUUCAAAGCGAAUGUGAAGAGGCUAUUGCUGGCAGGCGUGUGGGACGAGAUCAUCGAAAUGCUGAAGAGGUACGAACUACCAGACGAGUUCGAAGGCAAGGCAGAGUGGGUGGAGAUGGGAACUCAGUUCCGGCGAUUGGUGGAACCACUGGACAUAGCAAACUACUACAGACACUUGAAGAAUGAAGACACGGGGCCGUACAUGGACAGGGCCAGGCCUAAACGGUACAGAUACACACAGAGAUGGCUUGAGCAUGACAUGAGAAUGGAGACAGGGGCCUGCUCGGAGUCGUGCUUCUGGGCUGAGGCGGAGGAGCUGGUGAGCAAGACGAACAAGGGAGCGUUUGAUAGAGAAUUCAAGGAGAGGGUUGAGAAGCUUGAAGUUGAACUCGACAGGUGGGGUGUGAGAGGUGAGAUUCUGAAGGAUGUGUUGUUGGAAGAGACCACUUUUAUGAGGUGGUGGAAGGGCAAGCUGCCCCAGGAUUACAAGUCAGGCAAAUUUGUGUGCUAGGCUGCACAAAUAUCCGCGUGUUUCAUUUCAGUUUCAGUCAAAAUAAUUUAGCAUGUAUUUCUUGUGUAGUGGUUGCUGGGAUGACCACGGCUUUGUCGUUUUCCACGAUUGUAUCAUGUAAUAUGUUAUGUAUUAUAUAUUCCGAGGUUAAAUUCCUCGAACUUGUUUCCCAAUUCCCUUGAGUGAAUCUCUGGUGUUACUACACCGUAUAACAACUUUAAAUUGAUUUCUGGA
This is a messenger RNA of Prosopis cineraria, 2135 nucleotides long. RefSeq names its product protein EDS1L-like. Gene Ontology annotation, biological process: defense response; lipid metabolic process. NCBI's taxonomy places the organism in Eukaryota, Viridiplantae, Streptophyta, Magnoliopsida, Fabales, Fabaceae. The record is from RefSeq and is a predicted model, not a curated record. Bases 27 to 1901 code for a protein of 624 amino acids. The transcript is spliced from 3 exons.